Nicotiana tabacum (common tobacco) is the source of this 1050-nucleotide messenger RNA. Lineage: Eukaryota; Viridiplantae; Streptophyta; Magnoliopsida; Solanales; Solanaceae. The record is from RefSeq and is a predicted model, not a curated record.
AUGAGGGCUAUUGUGGAGAAUGUAGAUGGCGCUGCUGCUGAAGAUGCUUCGGAUGAGGGUGACAAUGCAGCUGCAGAUGAAACUGCAUCAUUCAUUGCAACUUUAUUGCAGUUGUACAGAGAUGCUUUAGCAAAUAAUGACGAUUCAAAAGUUGCAGAGAUAGAAAUUUCCCUCAAGUCCAUAGAAGAAGAGAAAAUUGAACUUCAGAGAAAAGUAGCCUCAUUGACCGAAGAACUGUCAAGUGAGAGGGACCGGGUUCUUAGAAUCAGCGCUGACUUCGACAAUUUCCGUAAGAGAACAGAGAGAGAAAGACUUUCUCUUGUGAAGAAUGCACAAGGGGAAGUUGUCGAGAAACUUCUAUCUAUUCUGGACAAUUUUGAGAGGGCGAAAAUGCAAAUCAAGGUGGCAACAGAGGGAGAAGAGAAAAUUAAUAAUAGUUAUCAGAGCAUUUCUAAAAAAUUUGGGGAAAUCCUUGGAUCUCUUGGUGUUGAGACUGUGGUGACAGUUGGGAAGCCAUUCGACCCAUUGGCAAGUGGUAUAGAGAAGGAUCCGGUACCAGGGAAGAGUCGUAUAUGGCAAGAAAUGGCCGAAGAACUUACUUCCGAACGGAAUCAACUUUUGGGGGAACGAGACCAAAUUGUUCUCCGCCCCUCGGAACUGGAAAGCAAAGCUACUGAGGCCGUUGUUUUGGAGGCUUGCUUACAGCAAAGCGAGCAAGAAGUGGACGUCGUUCUUGCUGCAACCAAGCGCGAGGCUGCUACUGCCGAAAAAGUAACUAACUUAGAAGCAGCCUUGAACUCCAAAAUCGAAGAGCUUGCUGCUGUGGGGGAGAAACACGCCCAGCUAGAAGAGAAGUACAAGAAAACUAUCAAGCAUAAUAGGCUCUUUAGUUCAACUGUCCGCGACCUUGACGUCAACCUCAAAUCUGCUAGUUCAGAAUUAACGAAAACUGAAAAGGGAUCGGAAGGUGACGAUACUGAAGACCAAACCGGGGAGGCGCUAAAGUUUGAAUGCGAACACUUCUCUUCCUCCUGGUUCCGGAGGCGCUGA